Messenger RNA from Lingula anatina, 3444 nucleotides. RefSeq names its product mucosa-associated lymphoid tissue lymphoma translocation protein 1 homolog. Gene Ontology annotation, biological process: proteolysis. Lineage: Eukaryota; Metazoa; Brachiopoda; Lingulata; Lingulida; Lingulidae. Gene Ontology annotation, molecular function: cysteine-type endopeptidase activity. The record is from RefSeq and is a predicted model, not a curated record.
GCGAUGACGUCACGAUAGGGGAUUUCCCUGUUAGAUUUAUUUCCUUGUUGAGUGUAGAGAAAGAAGCAAGAAGAUGUAAUCUAGAUCAGUCCAGUGGUGGUGUUUAAUACAGUUCAUGGUUCAAAUAUGUUUAAGAGUGAAGACAGAACAUACCUUAUAAAAAAGGACACUAACAUCUGUGACAUUGAUUUUCUCAUCCUUAAGAAAUUAUUUAAUUAUUUGGAUGCUUCCCCAUCUUCUACACAAGGAUGGAGGGACCUUGUGGCAGCAAUCCCAGACAGUCCAUUCAGACCAGAGGAAGUGGAACAAAUAGCAAUGUGCAUACAUUCUCAUCAGAGUCCUUCUCAGAAACUGUUACAGAGGCUUGGCACACGUGGACGCACUGUGGAACAAUUAGUGUCCUAUCUGUGGGCCAUGAAAAAUGAAAAAUGUCUGGAACUUUUGAUUGCUCAUGAACCUGUGAAGAUUUGCAAGGAACCAGUGGCCAGUGUAGUUCUUGAAGAAGGUGAUACGCUCACACUGGAGUGUGAAGCUACUGGGUUUCCUUUUCCUCGGUAUCAGUGGUUUAACGGACAAGCUGAAGUAUUGAGUGGAAGUGAAUCUCUCCUGUGUAUUCCUGCCAUAAAAUUGAGAGACAAAGGGCGAUAUGUCUGCAGAGUUCAUAACCGUGGGAAUGAAGGUGUAUGUUUUUCCAAGCCUGCAAUGGUUCAAGUUAAGCCUUGCAAUUACAAUCAAGAUCAAGGAUGCGAAAAUUUGUACUCUCGGACACCCACUGAGUCUUAUGUAACACCACUUCAUCCUAAUGCACCAUACAUAGCUCGACAACCGGAACUGAAUGACAACAGGAUUAUAGCAGGGAAACCAUUUGAAAUAGUCUGUGAUGCCAGUGGACAAUCGCCUCUUAAGUACCAGUGGUAUAGAAAUGGCCAGCCUCUUCAUGUGGAAACUGGAAUGAGAUUUUAUUGUAGUGGUGCCAGUACUGAUCACAGUGGAAUAUACCAGUGUGUUGUGUCAAACAGAUAUGGGGAGGCAAGGAGCAAAGAAGUUCAAGUUCAAGUGGAGCUAGCCUAUGGUUCUCAGCCAGUCCCCAUCUCACCCACCAUUACCAAGUCUCCAAAGGCCUGCAAACUGGAGGAAGGAGGGACCACAGUGUUGAAUUGUGAAGCAAUAGGAAUGGAGCCAAUUGCUUUUCAAUGGUAUAAAGAUGGAAAACCCAUAGAAGGUCAUGCUGGCCCGAGGCUCGAGUUGAACAAUGUGACGGUAGAUGAUAAAGGAAUUUAUCAGUGCAGUGUUAGCAAUAGACAUGGAAAGGCACUGUCCAAGGUGGCCAAAGUGGAGGUUUUCUGUUCAGAUAAUAGGGAAUUCACUGCAACAGACAAAGUUGUCCUCUUAAUAGGAAACCAUCAUUAUAGAUGUGAAAAGAACCUCAUUGCUCCUCCAAAUGACAUCAGAGACUUACAAAAUCUGUUUGAAGAGAUGAACUUCAAAGUGGUUUCUCUCAUUAAUUUAACAAAAGAGCAAAUUUUAAAUGCAGUUGAUGAAUUCUGCAAGUUGCUGUUUAAGGGUGUUUAUGGUGUGUUCUACUUUGCUGGACAUGGUUUUGAAAAGCAGGGCCAGUGCUACCUUGUACCCUCUGAUGCCAGCACUGGGUAUGGUGCUAAUGACUGUGUCUGUGCUGAAUAUGUGCUGAAGAAAAUGCAGGAAAUGAACCCAGCUCUGGCAGUUAUGAUGCUAGAUAUAUGUAGGAAGGAAAAUGUCCAUGCCACAGAAUCCGUAGAAAUAUACAAGCCUGCAGUCCGAGGCAACAUGGUGUUUGCUUAUGCAACCAGUUUCUCCAUGGAAGCAUAUGAAGAAGAACCACUGAUGCCUGUUGAUACCUCAUUGUGUUCAGUGAAUGGCAUAUUUGUCAAGCAUCUUAAAAAAUUGAUUAAGCAAAAGAAGAUGGUCAGCACAAUGUUUCAAGAAGUAGCACAAGCUGUGAAUAAAGAUGCACUUGCUAAAGAAGUACAGUUUCCAGAAGUAAGAACCAACCUCAAUGAGGCAAGAAGCUUUACAGAUCCAAUUGACUUUAGAGGAUCUACACAACGUUUUGACAAAAACUUGCUACGAUGGCAGCAAUCAUGGGAAUGCCCCUCUUCAACAACUUACAGAUCUCCUGAAAGUAAUAUUAUAGUGAAACUAGACUUUGAAGCAGCAUUCUGUAACCAGCUAGAGGUGCAUACAACAGUACUUGAUGAAGCAGCUUGUAGUAAUGUGGCAGCAUGGGUGGAGCACCUUGUUGAUGCUUACAGUACUCAAAAUCGUUGCAAGAAAUCAUGUAAAAGUUCCAGGCCAUAUAUUGCCAAAUCAGAAUUCAAUGACAUCCAGAAUCUUCGUGGUCCAUUACAUGCAGUUUUGUUUCUCCAAUAUAAAGUAUAUGAGGAGUCACACACAGAAAAAGCUCAUAUCGAGCUUGGAGAACCAUUGGUAGUUCCUUUGCUCCUAAGCAGACCACGGGUAUUGGCCAAUCAAAGAGUACCAAUGGAGCAGGAAGAGGUCAUAUAUCAUGUCAACAGAUGAUGAACAGUGGUAACUUUAAAAGCACAGGGUUAUAUUUUUAAUGAUAUAAUUCCUUGAGGAUCCAAGUGUUUUCUGGCACUUCGCACUACUCUGUACUGGAGGUCAGCUGAGUGAUGACAUGAAUUACAUACAGAAAUUAUCGCUGGAACUCUUCUAGCUAAAUGGUAGCAGCCAGUUACACCACAUAGUGCUUAGGUGUUAAAUGCUUGUUGCGUGAUCUGCCUUCAGUGAUCUGCUUAGCAAACCAGUCACAUGGGUAGGAGCACCUUGGCUUGGCUGUCACCUUGAUUGGUUAAUGAUCCUUGCGACAUGAAAACCUAGUUCUUUGUUUGUCUAGUGACCCGCAGCAGACAAGAGUCUACCGCCAUUUUGUUCAUAGAAAAUUUUCUCGAAAAAUGCUUGUCUGAAUGAACUUUUAGCAGCAGUAAUUAUUUUCAUGCCACUUUUAGACUUCCCUGUUGGUAAAGUAAUCAUACAUAUGCUCUUAUUUGUGACAAUUUUGUGAAUAAUGGUAUGACGAGAGGAAAGAACAGGUGCCAGUCAGAUGCCAAAUGCCUGAGCUUACAUGGUUGUAGACAGAUCUGAUUGUUGGGAAGAGAACAAAAUUUACAAAUUGAAAACUGUUGAUAUUUUAUUGUUACUUUGUUUACCACAAAUGAAUUAUCAGGUUUCCAAAUAACUCGUGUUAUUUAUGGAUUAGAGAGCAUCAUAUUGGUAUGCAUUGUAAGCUAGGUGAGAUAUCCUCAUGCUUUGCUUUCAGUUGCUGGUCAUGUAUAGGCUAAUAUAAACAAUUGUGUACAGAACUACUGUAUAUGUGUUUUGGCAAUUGCCAGUAUAUUCAUACUUCAUCAGGGGACAUUAUUUAAUAAACCGUCAUAGCUGAAA